Molecule: messenger RNA, 797 nt
Organism: Solanum tuberosum (potato)
Lineage: Eukaryota; Viridiplantae; Streptophyta; Magnoliopsida; Solanales; Solanaceae
Product: SKP1-like protein 1B
Exons: 2
Coding region: 91-543 (150 amino acids)
Biological process (GO): ubiquitin-dependent protein catabolic process
Source: RefSeq, a predicted model, not a curated record
AUCCUAGCAGGUUCUCUCACUCUUGCCUCUUUUUCUUCUCUCUAGCCUACAUUUAGGGUUUGUUGAUCGGUUCACAAUUCUCCUUCAAAGAUGAUCGUUUUGAGGAGCUCCGACGGAGAGACCUUUGAGGUCGAUGAGGCGGUGGCGCUAGAAUCGCCGACCAUUAAGCAUAUGAUAGAGGACGACUGCACUGACACCAGCAUCUCUCUACCCAACGUUACUAGCAAGAUCUUAGUCAAGGUCAUCGAAUACUGCAAGCGCCAUGUGGAGGUUCCUAAAGCUGAGGAUAAGACCGCCGAAGUGGAUCUCAAGACUUUCGAUGCUGAAUUCGUCAAAGUUGAUCAGAGCACCCUUUACGAUCUCAUGCUGGCUGCCAACUAUUUAAACAUAAAGAGCUUGCUAGAUCUGACAUGUCAGACAGUAGCAGACAUGAUCAAGGGAAAGACGCCUGAGGAGAUAAGCAAGACAUUCGACAUCAAGGAUGACUUGACUCCUGAGGAAGAGGAAGAAUUCAGGAGGGAGAAUGCCUGGGCAUUCGAGUGAAUUUGAGUCUGUUAAGCAUCCAUAUCUGUAGAUAGAUCUGCAAUAUACUUUAGUAGAUGCUAUGAAUAACUUAUAUCAGUAAGUGUGUGACUGUUGUUUCUCGGACAUUCUGGCUUUGGCUGUUGAACAUCUUUUGCUCUGUUAUGCCGUGGUUUCUUAUGUUCUAAGUAAAAAUUGAAGGUAAAAUCAUGUUGGUAGCCGAUGUCCAUUUUCAUUGAUCUAUUAUUGGAAAUUCAUAUUGUUUGUUGUGUUUA